UAAAUUUAUAAUCGCAGGAAGUGCUCUGCGCAAGUAUCAAGUGGGCUUGAGUGCCACUUUUACUCCACUGAGCUUCCUGGCGCGUGCUCAUCAUCCAUUUUGUGCUUCUAAAAGGGAUUCGUUCAAGAUGGAUGGUGAAGAUAUGGGUUACGGAUACACUGAGGCUCCUGGUAGGAUGCCUUACGAUGUAGAGAACAGCAAUACUCACCGUUCUUUGAUGCCAUUGAGUGACCAGAUGGACAUGGGCGCUGCUAGGCUUGAGCAGACUCUUGAGAUGCUGAACGUGCGUUACCAAUCUUUAUUUUUCGCUGCUGCCUCUUCUAUCGUCGCGAAUGCUAUAAUGACAUUCAUUGGUAGCCUAUCACUCACACAGAUUCCUUCAUUGAUUAUGGCCACGUUUUUGAUUAUUAACGGUAUGAUGAUUAUGAUUCUUGACGUUCCCGGUACACCUCGUUGGGCUGGGAAGCACCGUCGCAAUAUUAGGAAAAACAUGCGUUUUCUCACUAGGCUAACUGGUAAAUCGCUAUGGCUUGCUCUUUUGGGAUCUAUGUCAUUGAUGACUAUUAGGGCCGCUCGUUCUGUUAACGUUUUGCGUGCUUGCUUCAGUACUCUAAGCACCUUUUUCGUAUUUGCUGCUGCUGCUACUGGUAUGCUGAUCGCUAUCAGGAAGAGUUUGCGCCUUGAGCGCGUGAAGAGCAUUAUCAAAGAAAAUUCGAAGGGUGCUUACAUUGACUGCUACCGCAAGUAUGCUUUGGGCGACCCUGAUUAUGGUAUGCAAUUCCAGGAAUUCAACAGGAUGUGCGCUGACCACACUUCUGGCCUUCACCAGUUCGACAUAAUAGAUUUAUACAUUAUUUUUAACGUGUUGGACGAGUUUCAGAAAUCCGCGAUCAAUGAACGUGAGUUUUACGAGUGGAUGGCCGGCUCACUUGUCUUCCUCUAAGCUUACAGUUUUUGUAACUGUGGCUUGGUU
Messenger RNA from Babesia bovis T2Bo, 973 nucleotides. RefSeq names its product putative integral membrane protein. The transcript has 2 exons. The record is from RefSeq and is a predicted model, not a curated record. NCBI's taxonomy places the organism in Eukaryota, Apicomplexa, Aconoidasida, Piroplasmida, Babesiidae. Bases 128 to 943 code for a protein of 271 amino acids.